AUACUCAGAAAUGCAUGAAUGGAUCAAAAUACCACUUUGGUGGUAUAAUACACUUAAAAGCUCAAAAAUCGUAUAUCGAUGAUGUAGGCCCUUAAAAAUGAAAUGUUAUACUCUUUUAGCCACACAAUGUGAAAUAUGAAACUGCAAAUUAAUAGGUCAAGUUCAGAAAUAAUCAUUUUUGUGGCCCAGCAAUAUUUGUAGCCACAAAUGAUGAACUUUUCCCCGAAUGCUAUAAGACCUGAACAUGUUUACAGAUAAGAAGAACCUGCAGGGUCUUGAAGGACCUGAGAGCUUAGUGACGCGCGGGCUCGACUGGACUUCCUCUAAAUCCAGACUGUGACGUCAGCUUCCCAGAAUGCCUGGCUUCCAACAGUCCAGGCCCAGCUGCACGCUUGGCACAAAACUUGUCGCAAAAUGUCGAUCAUGAAACGAAAUGGAGCCUGGGUAUCUCGCUAAAGCAAAGAGCUGUCGGUCUGUGAAGAUGGUGUCUUUUGGCUGUGACCUGGUUCCUGGACAUUUAAAGAAACUCCCGACCAACGGAUCCGUUCUGUGGAGCAAACAUAGAACCAGGCCAAUUCUCUUGAGUUUCUUGUCCCUUCAGCUCCUCUGGGCCAAUUGCAGUUGAUUGCUCAGAAUCUGCUCAAUGCUGCCUGGAAGUAGUAAGACUAGGGAAACCUCGGACCGUUGCUUCCAGGAUACCAUCUAUCUGUCCAGGAUCCAAAACAUUUGGUAGCCUUCUUAAAAUGACAGAAGUUUUGCGUUCUCACGCUCUUUUCUGCCCAUGAAUGUUGGCCACAUGUGCUUGGGCUGUUGCCAGGAGUUGCUGUGCAGCUACAUAUCAGUCUUCUUUAUAGCUGCUAGGCCAUGUUCCAUCAGCAGAACCCUUUGAAGGGUCAGCUGGAUAACAGCCUUUCAACCGACAAAGAGUUUUUUUACUGCCACAGCUGUGGAAAGCAGUACAACACACAGAUAGGUUACAGACGCCACCUGGUGGCCUUUCACAGUACCUCAGCUGGCAAGCCCUGCCCGGAGGACUUCCCUGACCUUCUAGAAAAUGUGAACCAUCUCGGUGACAUGCCUCCCACACCAGAAGGCAGCAUCAACACGCCUGUGAGGGAGAGGAAGUACUCCUGUGAGCGAUGUGAGCGACGCUUUUACACUCGGAAGGAUGUGCGACGUCACGCCGUGGUUCACACCGGACGGCGGGACUUCCUGUGUCCACGCUGCACUCAGCGCUUUGGUCGCAGAGACCACCUGACCCGCCACCUUAAAAAAAGCCACGCUCAGGAGUCGAGCUUGAUGUCUCAGUGUGCCUCAGACCCGCCUUUGACUCCUGCCAAAGAGGAGUCCGGCCUGCUGCCCCCUGAUGGGGGGGCCGUCUCUAAGGACUCCUUGGAGGUUUUUCCUAGGGACAUCUGCUCGCCCUACCCUUUGGUCAGUCCUGUCCCCGGGAUGGGCCACACACACAUGCAGGGUUCCUUGUCUGCUGGUAUGGGGGUGGGGCCCUCUCAGGUGCAGCACCAACUGCAGCCCCCUUCAGCUCCACAGCAGCAGUCCCUGAACAACAUUUCCAGAUACCAGCAUGGAUUUACCACUUAUCCUCGCUCCGACAUGGACAGUUUCCUACUGGACCUUCAGAGUGCCCCCCCACCUCAAAUGAAUGCUGUCAACUCCUCUACCUCCACCUCCCCUCAGAGGGAGACUGUGGUUGGUGUAACUGCAGGUGGCGACACCCAUCUGAUGCCUUGCAGCCCCAACAUCUCCACAGCUGAGCUGUCCUGCAGCAACAUGGAACUAGGGCCUCUGCUGGGCUUCCUGCCCUUCAGCCUGCCGCCUUACAGCCCUCACAUGGGAAUGGGGGGCUUGGUGAUGAGCUACCCACCUGCUGCCACAACCUCCAGCUCCUCUUCAUCUUCCUCCACUGUGCUGUCUGGCCAGGCUCCAGGAACGUUCUCCUUCUUCCAGCCCCCUCAGGCUCAUGUACCCCAGGGCCCUGCAGUCCACAGCCACAGCCAGCUACCUCAGCCUUCCAGCUGCCUAUCUCACUACUACCAGGCCUUCCAGCAGUGACCACAGCGACUCUUCAGCGGUGAACGUUGCUCAAGAGAAAGGCAGCAAAGGAGAAAGGCACCUCCGCUGGAAACGUGUAACCAGUCACCUCAUUAUUAAUACCUCAUUAUUUAAAGUGGGUGGGAUGUCUGUCAUGGCUUAAAAUGGGUCUUGAAACUGAGGCUCACUGUUUCAUUUUUAUUUGUGUACCAUUUCCUGUAUGACUAAAACACAACAGUUUAACUGAGUUCAAGUGAUUGGCAAUGUGCAGCGUGACGGUCCUGUGUGAAAAAUGGAUGAAGGGCUGAAAUCCUGUUCAAAUGUCAAAAUAUAACCCUGUUACUGUGUAUUUAGCUUUGCUAAUCUGUUUUAUUUGCUUUUUAGUAAGUACAAUUAAAGUCCAAGUAAAACAGAAAUAAACUGGCUUCUAAAAUGGUCCAAACUGAAGGAUAGGGUUACUGUGGAACUGACGGAGCGGAGGCUUUAGUGGGAGUGUUGGGGGGGCAAUAAGUCCGUCUAACUGAUCAACUGGGGCAGAUUUGAUUCUUUGAGUCAUUUGGGUGAAGAACAACUCUAUAAAUGGCUGAUUUCAAGGUCUAAAGUGCCUGAAAAUGUUUACUCUCAAAAUAAAGAACUGAAUAGUAUUAACAAGAGUUCCAUAAUCCUAAUUCAAUUCUCUGAGGUCUGGUUGACUCUUGAAUUUCACUCUAACAAGUUUAAAUACAGAAUAUUCUAUGACAUAUUUUAUAUUCCAUAUUGUUUUACUGAUAAUAUUUUAAAGUCCUACACCAAUCUUUUGGUCUAGUGUUCCCAGCUGUCUUUUCAUUCUGAUUAUUCUGUUUUUGGAUAAAAUCAUAAACCUGUGUCGUUUUCUAGGACAUAGUUUCUGCAGAGCGGCAGGAGCUCUUUAGAAACUCCCCUCUGAGUUGUGGGCGGGACUGUUGGUGUGGAAGUAAGCCUCCGCUGAUAUCCUUUGUUGACAUUCUCUGCUAGCUUACAGCCCCUCACACCUCCAACCUAACAUUAGCAGUGCAACAAAAAUAGUGAUCAAUAUCAGAUCCAUCCAGUCGUACAGUUUAGAUCCAGGUUCCAGCUCAGACGGGGAAAACAAAGACGAUCAUGGAUCUAUUUGUCUGCAGGUGGAUGAUCAGAAUGGAGCAGAGCAGGAACACUUUGGCCCACAGAAAGUCUGUCACACAGAAUCGAUUGAACGGAGUCUUUGUUUACAAGCCGAACCUUCUUUCCUUGGUGGACCAGGUCUGCUUGAUCCUCCGUGUAGUCCAAAGAAAGUGGACUAUCCAAUAAAACAAACCUGAAGGCCAAUCAAGUGUCCCGGUUUUAAUGUACCCUUAGCAGCCUCUAUGAACCUGGCAGUUAAAAAAGGAGCCAACUGUCGGGAAACGAAUCACACGGUCCCAAUAAUAGGGAUCUUUGUUACAGGGCAAUAAUCUUUGUCUCAUUAAAACUCUAAAUUUGCUUUACUUGGACUUUUCCUGUACCCCUAACUAUGUUUUAUCUGUGAACUGUUUUUAUUUUUUUAAAUCCAGUUGUCUGUAAUCUAUUGUUAAACAAUUAAAAUGCACUUAGCUACUAUUUCCUCCACUGAAGUGGCACAAGAACGCAUGAAGCUUGUUUAGAGUUUGCUGGAUAAAGGUGGAACGACAAAUGUACUUAAACGUGUACACAAGCGGUAGUGGUGUUUUGGAGGCCAAAGGGAAAGGUUUUCAGCUGCACGUGAGUCCUAUGAACGCAGAGUCUUCCUGUUGGUCUGGAGCAGGCCUCGGCAGGGAGGAUUGCCUCCUAAACGACCCAUCCUCGGUCGUUUGCUUCACGAUGUCAAGGUCACUAUUUAGAUGUUUGAAUCUAACCCACGUUUCAGCUUUUCUACUAUUUGGUCUCAGUGAGAUUUGUUGAAACCCCUUUCUUGAAGCCCCUCUUCUAUUAGCCCCUUGUGCUAUCUUGUGGGGUCAUCUGGACCCCACAAGAUAGUACAAGGGUUAGCAGAGGGAGACGCGGGGAACGGGACCGGUCGAGUGUUACAAUAACGGACUCCUGCAAAGAGUUUCCUGAUUGGCUAAAGCCCUAAACGUCUACGUUUAGUUUAUUGAAUCCCAUUCAAUUGUUUUUGUUACGAUUUAAUGUGGAGUUUUCCUCCGAUUUAUCGUCGUCACGUCUGUGUUCAGGUCACUACAUCCCCCAAACUGCAGCCCUGCUAGUCAGCUGAUAGGAAGCUUAGUAUUUGUAAAGGUGCUGCUUCAUCAGAAGUUGUUGUUUUCGGUGAUGUUUCCAGCAUAAAGAGCACUCGUGCUGUCUGUGUGAUUACUUAAAUGAACAAAACGGUCUACCUCUACUUCACAUUGUUCUUUUGCAUUCAUUGUGUUGCUGAAGGGUGUAAAUGCGUGUGCUGCUGCUGCUGCUGGUGGUAUUACUGCAGUGAUGCUGUUUAGUCUUUACAGAAGACCUUCUCUCAAUAUUUGCUUGUGAUUUAGCCUUACUUAUCUACUACCUCAAGAGACAGGGGGCUGUCCAUCCUCUUGAAAAGCUGAUUUUAGUUUUAGUUACAACUAACAUGCUUCGUAGCUCCACAUGUAACUAUGUACCAUAGGAAGGAUGUGCUCAGAGUUCACUGCUGUGCCUCUGCCCACCAAGUCAGGAGCUUCAUGGAAGCUUCUUAGUGAGUUAAAAAGUCUGUGUAAUCUGCAAAUUGUCAUGAAUAAAAUGUUUGUUUUAAAUGGCAUAAACAAGAAGGGUUGCGUCCAAAUUCCUUCACUACUCCAUUACCCCAAUAAGACUAGAACAUGCAGGACUGUCCAGUGUCCUGAAUUGGUGACUAACAUGUCCCUAUGGGUGUGAGUGUGCCCUGGGACGGACUGGCGAGCCGUCCAGGUUGCACCCCGCCUUCGCCCAACAGUAGCUGGGUUGGGCUCCGUGACCCCAAAAGGGCUCAAACAGGUUUAGGAAGAGUGUUGAAUGGACGGUAGUAUAACCCAAAAUGUGAUGCCCACAUAUGUGGACGCUACGUCUGAAGAGUUUAAAUACAGUUUUUCAAAUGCAAUGCAUUGUGGUCUAUAUUUGCCAAGCUAGUGAGCCGAAUGUUUUUUUUGGCAGAGACUUGUCAGGGUGUUGGGUUUUGGCAUUGGUUUUGGACACCCUGAAAAAAAAUGACAAGGGCUCGAUAAAGAGCGCCACGUAGUGAGCAGUGAAGGAAUUCAGACACAGAAACGUCGACAGCUGCUACGUUCAGCCUUCCGGGUUUCAGUACCUGCUGUUGGACUGUUUUCAUUUUUCACCACAAUGCUUCUGCAAAUUUGGAUGAAACAAACUUAAAUAUUAGCAGUGUUGAAAGUCUGUUAGAGGUUUCAGGAAGCGUGUCUGCUCAGAGCUCACACGGCGACACAAAGCUCCAGAUGCUGCACUGCUGCUCAUCCCAGCUUUUCUUUAUGAAAUGACUCUUGAAGCUGCAUUUCAGUUGAUUCUGAGCCACUGGAACGGAGAUUAGACUGUUUCCUUGGAUGAACUUUGCUUUUGGGUUGUCACUUAACAAA
Molecule: messenger RNA, 5594 nt
Organism: Oryzias latipes (Japanese medaka)
Lineage: Eukaryota; Metazoa; Chordata; Actinopteri; Beloniformes; Adrianichthyidae
Product: zinc finger protein PLAGL2
Biological process (GO): regulation of transcription by RNA polymerase II
Cellular component (GO): nucleus
Molecular function (GO): DNA-binding transcription factor activity, RNA polymerase II-specific
Source: RefSeq, a predicted model, not a curated record